Cloeon dipterum is the source of this 2713-nucleotide messenger RNA. RefSeq names its product glutamine--fructose-6-phosphate aminotransferase [isomerizing] 2-like. Gene Ontology annotation, molecular function: carbohydrate derivative binding; L-glutamine:D-fructose-6-phosphate transaminase (isomerizing) activity. NCBI's taxonomy places the organism in Eukaryota, Metazoa, Arthropoda, Insecta, Ephemeroptera, Baetidae. The record is from RefSeq and is a predicted model, not a curated record. The coding region runs from base 255 to 2351 and encodes 698 amino acids. The transcript is spliced from 14 exons. Gene Ontology annotation, biological process: fructose 6-phosphate metabolic process; carbohydrate derivative biosynthetic process; protein N-linked glycosylation.
GGCGCAAUCGGCUGAAGCUGAGGCUCGCGGAGAUCGCGGCGCUGUUUUUCCAUUCUCCGGCAGAAGGACAGAUAAACACAGACAGAUUAUCAUGGAGUAAGUGGGCAGCUGAUGGAGGGAGGUGCCGCGAAAAAGGGAGCUUAUAAAUAGAGGUGUCCGGCAUGUGUGGACGCACAGAACUCGCUAGCGCAGCAGACUGACUUCUCCUUAACGACGGUGCAACCUCGACCGAGAGAGACACCUCCAGCACAGCCAUGUGUGGCAUUUUCGCAUAUCUAAAUCACCUGACGCCGAAGACCAGGAAGGAGGUUUUGGACUUCCUGGUUAACGGUCUCAAAAGGCUCGAAUACAGAGGCUAUGAUUCCGCAGGAAUUGCAGUUGACUCUGCGGAUGGGAGGAAUGUCUCCAUCAUUAAGAAGAAUGGCAAGGUGCAGGCACUGCAGGAUGAAAUUUACUCGAGGGAGGCAGAUCUGGCUUUCGAAGCAACCGCCGACUGUCACGUUGGCAUUGCCCACACUCGUUGGGCAACUCACGGCACGCCGAGCGAGCGGAACGCUCAUCCUCAGCGUUCGGACGAAGACAAUACCUUCUGCCUGGUGCACAAUGGCAUCAUCACCAACUAUAAGGACAUCAAGUUAUUCCUCACCAAGAAGGGACACACCUUUGAGUCGGAAACCGACACUGAGAUCAUCGCCAAGCUAAUGAUGCACAUCUACAAGAAAAACCCCAACGACACUUUCCAGGAGAUCGUAGAGCAGUGCAUCCAGCAACUGGAAGGAGCAUUUGCGUUGUGCAUCAAGAGCAAGCUCUUCCCUGGCGAGUGCGUGGCCACGAGAAGAGGAAGUCCUUUGCUGGUGGCCAUCAAGACCAAAACGCGUCUCGCAACCGACCACAUUCCUAUUCUCUACGGAAAAGACCUUGUGACAAGUUUGGAUCCAGCUGAGGCGAAGGCAAAGACAGAUUUUAGACCGCACGGAGGCACAGCGGCUGAAACCCUGACGGCUGCCUCCCUAAUGCCCCGUACCCCGUCGACGGCCGAAUUCCAGCCGAUGGAAGAGGACAAGCAAGUCGAGUACUUCUUUGCGUCAGACGCCAGUGCUGUCAUCGAGCACACCAAUCGCGUCAUCUUCCUCGAGGAUGACGACGUGGCAGCUGUGAAGGACGGCACCCUGUCCAUCCACAGAAUCCGCCGUAACAUGGAUGACCCGCACGCGCGUGAAAUCACCACCAUCAAGAUGGAGAUCCAGCAGAUCAUGAAGGGCAACUACAGCUUUUUCAUGCAGAAGGAAAUCUUUGAGCAGCCUGAGUCCGUCGUGAACACAAUGCGCGGCCGCGUCAACUUUGACACACAGUCCAUUGUGCUCGGCGGCAUCAAAGAGUACAUCCCAGAAAUCAAAAGGUGCAGAAGACUCAUGCUGAUCGCCUGUGGAACUUCCUACCACAGUGCAGUCGCAACAAGGCAACUUCUGGAGGAAUUGACCGAGUUACCAGUAAUGGUGGAGCUAGCCUCGGACUUCUUGGACCGCAACACGCCCGUCUUCCGUGACGACGUUUGCUUCUUCAUCUCGCAGUCUGGCGAGACCGCCGACACCCUGAUGGCUCUGCGAUACUGCAAGAACCGCGGAGCCCUGAUCGUGGGCGUGACGAACACUGUUGGCAGCUCCAUUUGCCGCGAAUCGCACUGCGGAGUGCACAUCAACGCUGGCCCCGAAAUCGGUGUCGCCUCCACGAAGGCUUACACGUCGCAGUUCAUCUCUCUGGUCAUGUUUGGCAUGGUCAUGAGCGAGGACAGAAUUUCGCUGCAGCAGCGCCGUAGAGACAUUAUGAAGGGCCUGCAACAACUGGAAGAGCAGAUCAAAGAAGUUUUGAAACUGGACUCGAAGGUGCAGGAGCUGGCCAAGGAUCUCUAUCAAAACAAGUCGCUGCUCAUCAUGGGAAGAGGCUACAACUUCGCAACCUGCAUGGAGGGUGCUUUGAAAGUGAAAGAGCUGACGUACAUGCACAGCGAGGGAAUCAUGGCCGGCGAGCUUAAGCACGGACCCCUGGCCCUGGUCGACGAAACCAUGCCUGUCAUCAUGAUCGUCAUGCGCGACCCCGUUUACACGAAAUGCAUGAAUGCGCUGCAACAAGUGACGGCUCGCCAGGGCCAGCCGAUUUUGAUCUGUGAAAAGGGCGACAAGGAUACGCAGGAGUUCGCCUCAAGAGUUUUGGAAGUGCCACACACAGUUGACUGUUUGCAGGGUAUCUUGACGGUGAUCCCGCUGCAACUGCUGUCUUACCACAUUGCUGUUCUGAAGGGUUGCAAUGUUGACUGUCCAAGAAAUUUGGCUAAGAGUGUGACUGUGGAGUGAAGGAUAUUCUUGCGCUGAAUUUUACUUCCGCGUCUCGGCACAAUCAGAACCAACAUUCCCAGCGCUACAUUCAACCCUUUUUAAUUCUCUAUUGUUGGCUUAUUUAAAAUUUUAUGUAAAAACCUUAACUAUCCCUGUUUUAAAUAGUUCUUAAAGGAUGAUGCGAGUUCCACCGGAACUCCUGGUUUUAUUUUCGUAUAAACAAACUUGUUAUCAUAAGUUUUAUCCUUUGUUAGUGUUCAGUAGAGUUUAAAAACCUACGACUGCAUCAAACGUGAUUCUGAAUGGGUUUUUUAAGGCCUCUCAAUAAUUCAAUGUUAACUGUAAGUUUCUUACAAUAAAAACAUUAUGAAGAAAAUGAA